AUGGCAGAAGCUGGCGGUCCUCAAGGUGGUUCAGCGAUCAAUCUUGAUCAAAUGAGCCUAGAAGAAUUGAACCAAGUUCGACAACAAGAAGAGAGCCGUCUUCAAGCGCUCUCGAGUCGAUACGCACAACUCCGGGCUGCCGCCGCAAGGCUGAAUGCAUCCCAAUCUGCGGUAUCGGAACUGUCUCCAGCAUCCGAAGGGAAGGAAGUUAUGGUUCCAUUGACAGAGAGUGUGUAUGUUCCUGGAAAAAUCAGAGAUCCAAAUAAACUUUUGGUCGAGAUUGGAACUGGAUUUUUUGUGGAAAAGUCGUCGAAGGAGACGAAUGCCUUUUUGGAUCGGAAGCUGAAGCUUUGCGAUUCCAACAGUGAAAACGUUACCAAAAUUAUCCAAGUUACCCAACAGAAUCUGGAAAGUAUCAAUGUCACCAUGCAAGGGAAAAUGAUGGAGAUUCGUGCCCGCCAAGAAGGACAACGACACCAGGCUGCUGUAGAAGGAUAA
Messenger RNA from Cylindrotheca closterium, 498 nucleotides. The record is from the annotation of a GenBank genome assembly. NCBI's taxonomy places the organism in Eukaryota, Bacillariophyta, Bacillariophyceae, Bacillariales, Bacillariaceae.